AUGGCGCUCGUGAACGGGCAUGGGCUACUGAUCCUGACACAAACUAACCAAGUUGUGUUUGUGUGUAAAGAAGAGGCUAAUGAAAAGCAAAUUGUCCCUGCAGUUGUCGUCCGGUCUCGUCUCUCCUUUUACUUUGCUCUUGCUCGUCGAGUCUUUUGUUAUUGUGGUUUGUUUGAAUCCACAAGCAGUAGAGUUCAGAGCAAUAAUACUAUCCUGCCCCCUCGUGUACAAUACCCCUCGUGUGGCUGCGUUGAAACCCAAGAACCCUUCCUCAGGGCAGAACGUGGAUACUCAAACUGGGGUCUGGUGACUCAGAAUAUCAGGUCGAAAGGACAACGACUGGUAGUGGCUGGCCCUGUUAGCAAGUGGCUUCCUUCAAGGGUGGCGCCGGGAGCUGGUCCCCGUAACUCAACCCGCUCAUGGCCCGUCCAUGUUCCAUCUCAAGCCUCUGAGCUAGCUAUUGAUUCUGACUCUACAGGCAGACGACGAUCGUUGAUCUUCAGGGAAUCACGUUUGUCUGUGACUGAAUGUUUCUGUGAACUUAUUGAGCCUCGAUGCUUGUUGCGCUGGGACUCUUGUCGAAAUGGCAUCUAUCAACAACACCAAAGUUCAUGUGGAUAUCUUAUUCAAGAGACUGACAUGUAUUCGAACAUCCAAAGCCCUGGUUCGUCGAUACCCCACUGGGCGCCUCUCAGCGCCAGUGCUCAGGGGUAUUCCCGUCCUCUCAAGCCAUCGCAAGCCACCUCACCCCUGAGACCUCCCCUCUGGCCCAGGAACUUCUCUGUUCUUUCCAGCCAGGGAGGAUCCCAUGGCACUGGCAGUUGGCAUGGGAUGGCGCCCGUUGGACUGAAGAUCGCCUCUAACAUGGCAUGGAAUUCUGGUGGAAUGGCAUGA
Fusarium proliferatum ET1 is the source of this 894-nucleotide messenger RNA. RefSeq lists its product as uncharacterized. NCBI's taxonomy places the organism in Eukaryota, Fungi, Ascomycota, Sordariomycetes, Hypocreales, Nectriaceae. The record is from RefSeq and is a predicted model, not a curated record.